Messenger RNA from Blumeria graminis f. sp. triticale, 351 nucleotides. Lineage: Eukaryota; Fungi; Ascomycota; Leotiomycetes; Helotiales; Erysiphaceae. The record is from the annotation of a GenBank genome assembly.
AUGUGCCUUAUAUUUACGUGUGGUGAUACAGAGUUCUCGAAACAGCUUCGCGGAUACGAAAACGUCAUUUGCCAGUGUCAUAAUUGCGGCAAUUUUGCAGCUCGGGUUACCAAGCGUAAUCCCUGGUUUACCUUCUGUUUUGUUCCUGUUCUUCCACUUAGUAUUCACGGAUAUGAGGAUAUAGUCUGUCCAGUUUGCAGAUUCGCACAACCUCUGAGUAGCCGUCCAGAUGUUGUGGCAAUGAAUGGACAAGGAGGUGGUAUUCCGUUGCAAGAUGUACCUGCUCCUGGCCAGCCUCCCGGAGGUGUGGGCGGACCUCCUCAAUUUAAACCAAAUAUGCAGUAUGGAUAA